Molecule: messenger RNA, 2521 nt
Organism: Mercurialis annua (annual mercury)
Lineage: Eukaryota; Viridiplantae; Streptophyta; Magnoliopsida; Malpighiales; Euphorbiaceae
Product: ABC transporter G family member 3
Exons: 12
Coding region: 334-2499 (721 amino acids)
Cellular component (GO): membrane
Molecular function (GO): ATP binding; ABC-type transporter activity; ATP hydrolysis activity
Source: RefSeq, a predicted model, not a curated record
GAGAGAAACCAAGAAAGAAAAGAAAAAGUAAAGCAAAUGUGUAGUUGGGUUUGUUUUUUCUUUUUUGGUUUUGAAGAAUGAAAUGUGAAGCUGAAUUUGAGUUCUUUCUGUUUGUUGGUUCGUAAAGUUUCAUUCUUUUUUAACUUCUCUUCCAUUUUCUCGGUUGCCAAACAGGGCAUCAGGUUGUGAUUUCUCAUGGAUGAUCCACGAAGGAGAAAUCAAGAUUGCAUAGCGUAUAUACCAUGUCAAUGUCAUUAAGUUAGAAAAGAAGGUUAAUUGUUUGUCAACUGCUAUUUGUCAGUCUAAGGCGUCAAAAAGUUCGGUUAGUCUAAGAUGGAAGAGAUACAUUCACAAUCAGAUAAUUAUAGGUCUUCUUCAUCUUCAGCCAGUAGUCCUGCGAGCCGUGUGCCUUCAAGUAACUUUUUCUACUUGCGGAAGCCUGGUUCACUUCGACAACCAAUCUCAUUUGAGGAUUCACCAGAGUGGGAGGAUACAGAUAUAGAUGUUAGGGUGGAUGAAGGAGGUGACUCGAUCAAUGUUGCUGCCACGCCAGCCUCCCCGUCGCUAUCAAAGCUCAAUAGUGGGUCAUUGCCGUCCCCACCGUUACCAGAGAGUGCAGCCGUUGCAAGAAAGAUUGCAGGAGCUUCCGUUGUGUGGAAAGACUUGACUGUUACUAUCCAGGGUAAAAGAAAAUACUCUGAUAAAGUUGUCAAGAGCUCAAAUGGAUAUGCUUUACCAGGGACAAUGACAGUAAUCAUGGGUCCUGCAAAAUCAGGGAAAUCCACAUUGCUUAGGGCUAUUUCAGGAAAAUCGCAUCAUUCAGCCAAAAUAUAUGGCGAAGUCUUUGUGAAUGGCACAAAAUCACAGUUGCCCUAUGGGUCAUAUGGUUUCGUUGAAAGGGAAACAACUCUAAUUGGGUCCCUCACAGUUCGAGAAUAUCUAUACUACUCUGCACUACUUCAACUCCCAGGUUUCUUCUGCAAGAAGAAGAGUGUGGUGGAGGAUGCAAUCCAUGCCAUGUCCUUGAGUGAUUAUGCAAACAAACUGAUUGGUGGCCAUUGUUACAUGAAAGGCCUUCCUAGGGGUGAGAGAAGGCGUCUUAGUAUUGCUCGGGAGUUAGUGAUGAGGCCCCAUAUCUUAUUUAUAGAUGAGCCCCUUUAUCAUCUUGACAGUGUCUCUGCUCUUUUGAUGAUGGUUACACUAAGGAAGCUUGCUAGCACUGGCUGCACUCUUAUCUUUACCAUUUACCAGAGCAGUACAGAAGUAUUUGGUCUUUUUGAUAGAAUCUGUCUGCUUUCCAAUGGAAAUACAUUAUUUUUUGGGGAAACUUUAGCUUGUUUGCAGCACUUCUCAAAUGCUGGAUUUCCUUGUCCUAUCAUGCAAAGUCCUUCUGAUCACUUCUUACGUGCAAUAAACACAGACUUCGACAGGAUAAUUGCAAUGUGUAAAAAUUGGCAGGAUGAUGGAGAUUUCUCAUCAGUGAAUAUGGACACUGCUGUUGCCAUACGUACUCUAGAAGCAACAUUUAAAUCGUCUGCAGAUGCUGCUACAGUUGAAACAAUGAUAUUGCGACUCACAGAAAAGGAGGGUCCGAAUCUUAGAAGCAAGGGAAAAGCUAGCUGUGCUACGAGGAUUGCAGUUUUGACUUGGAGAUCAUUGUUGAUCAUGUCAAGGGAAUGGAAAUACUAUUGGCUUCGACUUAUUCUUUGCAUGCUUCUUACACUCUGUAUUGGCACCGUCUUUUCCGGCCUAGGACAUUCUCUGUCUUCAGUAGUGACGAGGGUAGCAGCAAUAUUCGUAUUUGUAUCAUUUACUUCGCUUCUAGGAAUUGCAGGAGUACCGUCACUUCUGAAGGAAAUCAAGAUAUAUGCCAGUGAAGAGUCAAAUAGGCAUUCAGGAGCAUUAGUCUUUUUACUUGGCCAGCUUCUCUCCAGCAUUCCUUUCCUUUUCCUCAUCUCCAUUUCAUCAAGUCUCGUCUUCUACUUUCUGAUAGGCCUGAGAGAUGAUUUCAGCUUGUUGAUGUACUUUGUUUUGAAUUUCUUCAUCUCUCUCCUAGUAAAUGAAGGACUAAUGCUGCUUAUUGGUUCCCUGUGGCAACAUGUUUUCUGGAGUAUUUUGACGUUGGUAUCCAUACAUGUGGUCAUGAUGCUUUCUGCCGGGUAUUUUAGAAUUCGAAAUGCUUUGCCGGGACCAGUGUGGACAUAUCCAGUAUCAUAUAUUGCAUUUCAUACUUAUUCUAUCCAGGGACUUUUGGAGAAUGAGUAUGUAGGGACUUCAUUUGCGGUGGGAGUAAGAACUAUUUCCGGGUUUCAGGCACUGCGAAGUGCAUACGAUAUCUCUUCAGACAGUAAUUCAAAAUGGGAGAAUCUAUUGGUAUUGUUUCUCAUGGCAAUUGGGUACCGUAUACUACUAUUAAUUGUACUGCAUUUUCAUGUUGGAAAAAACGAAUCAAUACUCAAGUUUUGUCGGUGUAGUAAGGAAACAAACAGUUCGAGAUAAAUUAAAGUUGCAUUGCUAGCUA